Molecule: messenger RNA, 1746 nt
Organism: Chaetomium globosum CBS 148.51
Lineage: Eukaryota; Fungi; Ascomycota; Sordariomycetes; Sordariales; Chaetomiaceae
Exons: 3
Coding region: 1-1746 (581 amino acids)
Source: RefSeq, a predicted model, not a curated record
AUGGAGGCAUUGAGAACCAAAGCCAAGUCUGCUUUCGCAGCAACACAGCAAUUCAACGAAACUCACCACACGGUCUCGAGACUCCAGCUGACACGGAGCGAUGGUGGCGAGGUGAAGUUGGAUGCAACGGACCUCGUCUGUCCCGCAACGGCACAUUAUCAUCCCGCCAAUCUCAGACUUGGUAUCCACUCAGACACCUUCAGCAGGAUGAUUCAAGAAUUCCACAUCGAGCCGCACGUACUUUACCUCAUCGCUCACAACAUCGACGGCUUCUUCAGUUUCUCGGACAAGAAUGGUACACCAUCUCAGUGCGACGAUAGCUGCAUCAGCUAUUUCCUCCACGUCCGAGACCGCUACAUGUUGACAUGGUCAUACUCCCCUCAAAGCGCCAAGACCUGCGCAAUCCUGAUCGCUCGGCCGAGGAGCCCGGGAAGUAGCAAGACCACUGCGUUCGCUGAGCAGAUCCGGAAGGAGAUAAUCACGUACACAAAACUCCUCGGCCACCCCUUGGCCCUCGCCGUCAUCUGCUGCUCCUGGAUCAUGGACGAGAUCAGCCUCGAAAUCACACCAGAGCUCGCCGCAAUUGCCGACACGGAAUCCAAGACGGGGUUCAACCCGUUCGAGGGAGGGAGCGUUGCCUCAAGCAAGUUCUUCGGUGACAAGAGGCGAGAAUCCGAUGAUCUGGGAGUUCUUUCCGGCCUGAUGAGCUCGACCAGCGUUGUGCUCGCGCUGCACAAGAAGAAUUGCGACUUCUCAUGGGAUCUGCUACAGAGGAUGCAGCGGGAUGAGCUAUUGAGUCCAGGUUGGAGGGCGCUAAUCCUAGAGGGUGGAUGGGACGAAUACGAACGCCUCUCGCACGCUGUCUCGGAGGUGUCGAGCGUCUUGUUGGCGCAAUGCGACGCAGCGGCUCCAUAUAUCGCGCUACUCAGAGAGCGCGCCAACGUGCAGCACUCCGUGAUCAGCAACCUCAUAGCCAAGCAAGAAUACCUCGCCACCAUCGAACUGGCCAAAGAAUCCCGCAGCAUCGCCCUCGCAACCAAGAACGACAGCUCCUCCAUGAAAGCCAUCGCAUUCGCCACGCUGACCUUCCUUCCCGCGACCUUCUUCGCCGCCGUGUUUGCCCUGCCUCUGCUCGACUGGGAUGGCGAGGGCGGAGGCCCUGUGAUUCGGGACAAGUUCUGGGUAUACCUCGCCUUUUCGAUCCCGUGCACAUUGGGGGUGAUGGGUGCAUGGCUUGGGUUCGCGAGAUAUCAGGCGGGGAAGCAGAGGGCGGUAGAACGAAGAGAGAGACGCAGGGUGGCGACGAACCUCAGCGGUAGCGGCGGCGGCGGCGGCAGCGGUGGUGUUGGUGGUGGGGACGGAGAGAAAAUGGAGCGAGAACCCACGACACAAAGCGGCGGGAAGUGGAACUCCGUAAGCAGGUGGCUUGCUGGGGAAGAGGAAGACGAUGCGAGCCGGUCCGAGUCGGGCACCUCCAUGUCUUCCGUGAUUGUGGCGCCGAAUGUGCGGCGCCGCAGGUUGGCGAGGGCAAUCGGGAUUCAAGCCUUUCUUGCACGGCGCGGGAGUGAUACUGGCUCGCUGCCGACAGUGUCAUCGACGAGAUUUCGUAGCCACAGCGACGGCUCGGACCCACCAGAGGCGGUUGGGCUAUGGUCACGGCUGAUGGAGCGGCUGAGGGGUGUUCUUGUUGGAGAGGAGUUGUCCGAAUCCGAGUCAGAGUCCUCAAGUGGCAGUGAUCUGGCAUAG